This is a messenger RNA of Bombina bombina (fire-bellied toad), 1449 nucleotides long. Its product is annotated as gastrula zinc finger protein XlCGF7.1. Gene Ontology annotation, cellular component: nucleus. Gene Ontology annotation, molecular function: DNA-binding transcription factor activity, RNA polymerase II-specific; RNA polymerase II transcription regulatory region sequence-specific DNA binding. The record is from RefSeq and is a predicted model, not a curated record. The transcript has 2 exons. Bases 377 to 1156 code for a protein of 259 amino acids. NCBI's taxonomy places the organism in Eukaryota, Metazoa, Chordata, Amphibia, Anura, Bombinatoridae. Gene Ontology annotation, biological process: regulation of transcription by RNA polymerase II.
AGUCUGCAACUAGACCCUUCUUCUGUGUGCUGACGCCAGCCCUGAGGAAGUCACUCCCAAUGCAUUGUGGGAUGAGCUCCUCGUGCUGAUGCAGCUGCAGUGUGGUCAUAACCAGUUUCCAUCCCAUAACUGGACCUUGGUGCUUCUCAGCGUUGGAUUCAGCACAACACAAUCCUAUUGGUUUGAAUGUCCCGCCCUUAUGCUGCUGUACUAACUGGCCGGUUGUGUGAGUCACAUGACGGCAUUGUGUCAUUGAGAAGUAUGGGACUUAGCCGCUACCCUGAGAGUGCACUAGGGAUUAGCUAACCGGGACCACACGGGUGAGAGGCAAGAUCCUAAUUUACCUGUUUCUCACCUUCACUUGAGCCCAGAAAAAAUGCAGCAAACCCAUAAUAUUCCAGAAUUGCAGAAAACUAACGCGAUUCCCCAAACAUUGGAUAUUUCCCAGAAUCCUUUGCAAAAGUGUGUUCUUGGGCAGCAAACAUCCCUAACUGAGUAUGAAUCAUUGGCUGCUGACCUGGCUAUCCAUACUGUCAAUAUAGUAGAGAGACCAUUUAUAUGUACAGAGUGUGGGAAAAGCUUUACAAGAAAAGAGCAUCUCAAAACUCACAAAAGAAUCCACACUGGGGAGAAGCCUUAUGCAUGCACAGAGUGUGGGAGUAGCUUUAAACGGAAAGAUUAUCUCAGAUCUCAUAAAAAGAUUCACACAGGGGAGAAACCUUAUUCAUGUGCAGAGUGUGGAAAAGGUUUUACAAAGAAAAGUAGUCUUCUGGCCCAUGAACGGUCUCACAAAGGGAAGAAACCUUUCCACUGCGAAGAUUGUGGAAGAAGUUUUUCUUAUAAAAGUUCACUUAACAAUCACCGGGUGAGUCAUGAGGAGGUGACGGCUUACAUAUGCACAGAAUGUGGGAAAAGCUUUAAACAGAAAUGUAAUCUACUGACUCACCAAAUGAUUCAUUCAGGGGAGAAACCUUAUGUGUGUAAAGAGUGUGGGAAAAGCUUUAUACAAAGGUCUAAUCUACGAACCCACCGAAGAUCUCACACAGGAGAGAAACCAUUCAAAUGUAAAGAGUGUGGGAAAAGCUGGAAAGAUAAGAGAAGUCUUCUGUCACAUGAAAGCAUUCACACAGGGAAUAAACCAUUCACAUGUCAUUAGUGUGGUAAAAGCUUUACAGACCAGAGAAAUUUUCUGUUACAUGAAAGCAUCACACAGGGAAUAAACCAUGUCCAAAGUAAGGGGAAAGAAUUACAGACCAGAGAAGUCAUCAGUUACAAGUGAGGAUUAAUACAGAGGAGAAACUGUUCACAAGAGCUUUGCAGAGAAACCAUUCAGAUAUGACGCUUGUGGUAGAAUAACUGGACAUUUUUUCACUUAAAAGCUGCUGUCUGAUUUAUGCAUACAUUAAACCUAACUUAUGCGCUGAAUAAAGGGAAAGUUGUAAACAAAAA